UUUUUUAGUAGAUCUUAAUUAAUUAUUUAAAUUUACUCAAUUAUAUCGAUUAUUAUUUAUCAAGGAGGCUUAAAUCAACAAAUUGAUUGAUUAUUAUUUAUUUAUUAUCAAUAAAAUGAAUUUCUUAAACAAUUAACUGAACUCUACAAACGACAGAGUUUUUGAAAUAAAUGGGAGAUUAGUUGUAAAAAAAACAAUGUGGACCAAGGGAGGGACUGAAUUUAUGAAUGGAGCUACAUUUAGCAUUGAAUCUACUCACGGGUGCUAUCAGCAAAUUAUAAACAGAAAUAUUUGUUUUGUGAAUCAAAAAACAUUAGCGUUUCUUAGUGGAAAGCACAUUGUCAUCUAAGAUAUUAUUUCUCAAAAACAGUAAAUAAUUAUGAAGAAUCUCGAUGACAGUGAGGUUUCAUGCAUGAAUCAUUACCAAAAGAAUGAAAAUUCAACAAUAAAGAUAGCUUUAGGGUUUAAGGCACAAGCAAAAAAGAUGGCUUAAGCUAAGAUUUACAAAUCAAAGAAAAACAUACAACAGAAUUUCAUUCAUAAUCACUUACCAGCUUAGACUGGAAUUAUAGAUAUUGGUUUCAUCUUUCAAAGUAAGGUUUUUAUUACCCUUGCUGAAAACACUGAAUAGAAGGAAUCGUAUGUAAAUAUUUGGAAAUCGAAGGAUGAAUCAUAUGUUUGUAAUUAAACAGUAGACUUUUGUCUAACAAAGGCAAUUGCUUCACCUUUAUCUUAAGAUGAGUUUUUUAUAUUCAAUAGCAAAAGAGUUUAUUUAUGGCACUAUGAUAUUCAAAACGGGAAAUUAAACUUUUAGAAACUCUAGUUAAAUAUAAUUGGCUCUAAACAAGAAUAGAUUAUUGACAUUGCUUUUCUUCAUGACACUCCUUAUAAUGGAAUUAUAACUAAUUAAAACUAUUUAUAUUUCUCCAAAUCAAAUAAUUUGAUACAAUCUAUUCAACUCUUAGCCAAUUUCUAAAACUACUCAUCCGAAUGCAAAUGCAUCAGCUCUGUAAAAAAAGGUUUUGCAAUCGGAUUUUAAGGGAAUUUCAAUGGAGUGCAUUUAUACAGAUAGAGCUAGGCAGAUGAAGAGUUAAUAUUCGAGAGGGAAAUUUAAGUAGAGAAAAUGGCAUAUGAUAUUUCAAAGCAAAAAAUUUUAAGCACAACUUAAAUAAUGUGUGACAAAGACGAGACAUAUUUAAUUUUAGGAAUAAUCUACAAUAAAAGAGAGUCUAAUAUGCAGCAAUUUAAGAAGUAAAAGGAGUUUGCACUGAAUAUAGGAGAUACAGAUCCGAGUAAUUAAGGAGAAUAAUCUGCUUAAACAUAAAAACAGAAUAUGCUUAGAAUACAAGAUUUAAAAUAAAAAUAGGCAUAAGAAUUGAAAAAUUCGACAUUGCUUAGAAGAAUUGACUUCUUAAUUUUUGAUUUCUAAUAACUAAAAGAGGAAUUUAAUUACAAAUAUUUUUAAAAUUCAUUCACUCCAGUUUUUAAUUGUGGAGUCUUGAAAGGAGCUAUAGUAGACAUGUCAAUUUGCCACUCGAAGAAUAUAAUUGUCUUAAUAUCAGAAGAUAAGUAGUUCUUAGUAUUUGAAUUCAAUCAAAAAUAAGGUUGUUACAAAUGUUCUUUCAUACAAUCAUUUUCAGACUAAUUGUAUUCAGUUUCUAUACACCCAUUAUUUAUUUAAGUAGCCAUAGGUCUAAAAGAAGAAUUAAAAGUGCUGUAUUUGGUUAAUUCUGAAAUGAAGCAAAUAUACUCUGAACUAACUAAGCAAUGCUUUGCUGUCAGAUACAACUAGAGUGGAAAUAUACUUGCAGCUGCAAAUUAUUAAAAUAUAUGCAUGUACAACCCUUAUUCGUUUGAGAUUUUGUAUAUCUUAAAUAGCUUAAACUCAGGAGCUAUAAAUCAGCUGAAGUGGUUUAACUAAGAUUAAAUACUAGUUUCAAGCUGUGUUUUAGGUUCAGUUCAGUGUUGGAAUUUAUCAAGAAAAUAAAAAAUGAUUGAUCACACGAGCAAAGCAGGAGUAAAAUUUACUAUGGUUGCUUAUGAUCCAGAUUAUGAUUUAGUCAUUAAAUGCACAAUUGAUAAUAAAGUUAAAUUAUUUUCUGAUAAAGGUCAAACUCUUCUUUACGAUAUGGAUAUUUAGCCAAUUACGUUUACAUAUGUUUAAAUAGUCAAAGAAAUGAGUAUUGUUUUAUUUGGGACAAACCUAGGAACUGUAAGAAUGUAUUUAUGGCCGUUUGAUAUUAGCUUAAAGGCUCAAGAAUUUUUAGAAAUUCCUAUUCACUAAGGAGAAGUUAGAUGUCUCAAUAUUAGCAGAGAUUUUUUGUAUAUGUGCAGUGGCAGCAUAGAUGGAGAUAUUUAUUUUACUAAAAUGAGAGAGUAUUAAGAUGGUUUAGAGGUUUCAACAUUAAGAGAAUACAAGAAGAAUCUUCUCAAAUCUCUAAAUUAGCUUCAUAAUUCUACUAUUUAAGGAAAUUAGAAUAUGGCAUUUUUCAUCACAUAAGAAACACACAGUCUAUUUAACAGGCUAUUUGAUUUUAAUAACGUUAAGAAGACAAGUGAAAGUUAUUUGUAUUUAUUAAAUGACCUAGCUUUAUGGAAUUUUUAAAGCUACAAUGAUAUCAAAGACUCAUUAAAGGAACUAAAUUAUUAGAUAAAUGAUUUAAUUACCAUCAUCGAUGAUAAAAAGGCUAAUAAAACCAUUAAAAUUUAGAAAAAAGUUGAAGAUAAAUCACAAGAGUGCAAAGAAGCUGUUUAAGUUAAAAACUAAGAAUUUACCCAGCUAAAAAACGAAUUUAAAGAGAAAUUAGUUGUAAUCAAGAAAUAACUCUCUGAUCUUUAGAAUAACUAUAAGACAGAUAUUUAAAAAAUUGAAGAUGAGUAUCAUGAUAAAUUGAUCUAAGAGUAUGACCAGUUUUCUUAUUUGAAUGAAAUAAAAAGUUAGUUGCUCUAACAAAAUGAAGAAUAAAUCAAUUCUGACAAAGAAAAGUACAGAUCAGUCUUUGAAAAAAAAUUGUUAAAAUAUAAAAAAAAGUAUUAAAAAGAAGAGCAAAAUUAUUCAACUGCCUUGACUCAGAUUAGAAUAAAUUAAAUUGAAUUUGAAGAAAUACAAAAACAGGAAGCUGAAGAGUUCUCAGAAUAUCUUGAUCUUAUAAAAUAAAAGCUUCUGUAAGAGAAAUAAUACUAACUCAAAAGAUCAGAUGACUUGAGAACUUCUAACACAAAAUUUUCUAAAGGAAUAGAAGGUUUUUUAGAAAAAUAACAUAAUGGAGAAAGGACUAUUUUAGAACUUCAAUAUCAAAUCACUUCUUAAAAACAAGCUAUUCAAAUUUCAAAAUAAACAUAAUAAUAACUCAAAGGAUAGCUUAAAGAAAAAGAAAUUAUUAUAAAUGGCCAGGAAUAAGAAAUUUAAGCUUUUAGAUACAAAAAUUAGCAUCUAUAAAAUUAUAAAGCUGUUUAUGAUUAUAAAUUACAAGUCUUGUAAGAUGAAUAGGAUCCGUUGAAUGAGCAUCUUGCUGAGAUUGAGAAAAAAACUAGAGACGUGUAUAAGGAUUUAUUGUCUCAAUCUAAUGAGAAGUAAUAGUUAGAGUAAGAGAUUGAAAAUAAGAAUUAGCUUUUAAAUGAAAAAAAAGUUUAAGAUAAAAAGAAAAAGGAGUUAAUGAUGGAAAUUAAUUACAAAAUAGACUCUUUUCAAUUUGAAAUUAAUCAAAUGCUCAAAAAAUUAGAUUUUGAAAAUUGGUAGAAAAACCUGGAAAGUUUAUAUGAAAAAUAUUUUGGCGAGAGUAACAAUGUGAUAAAUUAUUUUACUUAGAAAAACAGCAAAAUUGGUUGGAAAGACAAAAAACUCUAAGAGAAAUAUGAGAAGGAGAAAGUGUUGAUGAUCUAAGACUCAAACGAAAUGAACUAGCAGAGGUAGGAAGAAGCCUUGUUAAAGGAUGUUAAUUAACUCAAUAAAAUCGUAAAGAUAACAAAUAACUAGCUCAACAACAAAUCCAAUUCUGAUAACAACUUGCAAAUCAGAAUAAAAGACUAGCACGAUUAAGCCCAUGAUUAAAAUUUAAUUUUGCUUAAUGAAUGUAAUAAAUUAGUUGAAGAAAAAACCAAACUAAAGGAAACUCUGCACAAAAUGAUAAAAGAAUAUGAGCAAAUUUCAAAAGAAAUUGAUGAAUCAACUGGUCAAAAAUCAGAAUAAAAGGAAUUAGAUGUUUAUUAAAUAAUAUCUUAGAAAGGCUUUAAUUAAAAUUUUCAAAAAAGACCUUUUUAUUCUCCUAUGCAGAGAGCUAAUUAAACUUAAAACAGCCCAUUUAUAGCUAAGAGAGAUGGCUCAGCUGAUAAUUUCAGAAACAAAACAACAUAUUCUCCUAGAUAAUUUAAGUUUUCGUAAAAAGAUAACCUAGACAAAAUAAAAGAUGAUCUGGAUGAAGAUGAAGAUUAUGACAACCAGAAAGCUUUUUCUCCACUAAGAAAAAUGAAGAGAUUGCUUAAAGAUAUUGACUAAUUUUCGAAGAUUUCAAACUAAAUAUAAGAAAAUAAGAGAGAGUAACAUAAUCAUUCAUCAAUUAAUAAGUCUCUAUCUCCAAGCCCAGCGUUUAGGUCAGUUUAAAAUUCAUCAAAAGAUUUGAAUCCUCGGCCUCCAAGUGGUUAGAUUUUAAAUAAUAAAAUUUUAAAAAAUCAAUCACCAAAAAACUAAAAAUUGCAAGAAAAUAGAGGUUCACCUAAAUCAAAAAACUCUUCUUCUUCCUCUAGUGUCCGUAUUAUUCCAGCUCCUUCCCAGUAUAAAACUAAUUCUUAACAAGAACAACAUUGAUUGAUUCCUCUUAAAAAUAAAUUAAAUAUUUUAAAUUUUUUUUUUCAAUUAAAAUUUAAAAUAAACACUCAAGUUAAUAAAAUUAAAAUGUACAUUUAUUAAAUUAAUUUUUAUUGUAAAUAAAAUGGUGUUUUGCAUUUUUAUAUCUUAAGAAUAAAAUUAAUUCAUUUAAUUAUCU
Molecule: messenger RNA, 4982 nt
Organism: Tetrahymena thermophila SB210
Lineage: Eukaryota; Ciliophora; Oligohymenophorea; Hymenostomatida; Tetrahymenidae
Product: WD repeat protein, putative
Exons: 15
Molecular function (GO): protein binding
Source: RefSeq, a predicted model, not a curated record